CUUGCUUUUCUGCCGUUCGCCCUCGCCUUCGCCGUCUUGGGUCCCAGCUGCCGACUCUCCUCCCGAGCAGGCCCAUAUUCUGCGAGGUCUUUCUCUUGGCCUGCCGAGCACUGCACUGCACACACACGCACGCACAGUAUAGGGCACCGAGCGGCUUUAACCUGCCAGCCAUGCGUCGAUCGCUCGUCCAAAGGACACCCCUCAAGCCCGUGCCCGCCCCGACCAUCCCGUCGAUCAUGAACUCGCCAGUCUCGCCCACAAAAACAAAGAGAAAGAGGAAAGCGAGCACCCUCUCCAGCGGCUCCGACAGCGAUGCAGACGACGAUGAGGCGGACGAGGACAUGGACGACGCAGGGUCCGAUUACGGUCGUGGUGACGACGACGAUGACGAUGGACCGGUCGUGAAGAAACCCAAGCCCAAACCCAGCGUGGCAUCGACGCCGAUUCGAUCUGGCCGACCGACUCUCCCUGGGGGUAAAAUCACUCUUGCCGGAGGCCGGGGCCCGCUGACGCCCCUCCGAAGCGCAAACUCCCCGCAUCCCAGCCCCGGCGCAGAUAACGGCCAGUUGCGGGCCCCGCUCGCUAAACCCUUCAAGGCUCCAACCUUUGUCACCGAUGCAAAUCGCCCAAGUGGAUGCAUGAAGGCCGGGACUUGUCUGGGCGCGCGCCGGAAAACCAACGUUCUGAAGGGCCCAUUGCACGAUCCCGAGGCGGACGAUGCGAUUGUGCUGUACCAUCCCAAGGUUUACUCGGCCGUCGAGAUCCUGGAGUCGCUCAAGUCAUCCGCAGAUCCCAAGAAGCAAAUCAAGCAGGAGGUCCACGUGGUGAUCGAUCCCAAGAUCGCUCGGGUCCUUCGCCCACAUCAGAUCGAGGGUGUGCGCUUCCUGUACGAGUGCACCACAGGCAUGAAGGUCGCGGGGGCGUUUGGAUGCAUCAUGGCCGAUGAAAUGGGUCUCGGCAAGACUUUGCAGUGUAUCACACUGCUUUGGACGCUGCUGCGACAGUCUCCCGAGCCCGGCCGCCCGACGAUCGAUAAGGCCAUCAUUGUCUGUCCAUCCAGUUUAGUCCGAAACUGGGCCAACGAACUCAAGAAGUGGCUCGGCGCCGAUUCCAUUCGUCCUUUUGCGUGCGACAACAAAACAACCAAGGAGCAAACCAUCAAGGAUCUGGAGCAGUUUACCAGUGCCAAGGGCCGCGCGGUUACCCAGCCAGUCCUGAUCAUAUCAUACGAAAGCUUGCGAGCCUAUUCGGAAAUCCUGUGCAAAACCGAGAUUGGCCUCCUGCUUUGCGAUGAAGGACAUCGGCUCAAGAAUGCCGACUCCCAGACAUACCAGGGUCUCAAUGCCCUGAAUGCCAAGCGUCGAGUAAUUCUUUCGGGCACGCCCAUUCAGAACGACCUGACUGAGUACUUUGCUCUCCUCAGCUUUGCCAUCCCGAACGUCCUCGGCACCGAGUCCGAAUUCCGCAAGAACUUUGAGCUCCCUAUUCUGCGUGGCCGUGACGCCGACGCCUCGGACAAGGAUCGCGAGACCAGUGAAGCCAAGCUCAGCGAGCUGCUCGGGAUCGCCAACAAAUUCAUCAUCCGCCGGACGGCUGAGCUGCUGACCAAAUACUUGCCGGUCAAAUACGAGCACGUUGUCUUCUGCAAGCUCACCGACACACAGCUGGGGCUUUAUCGACACUUUUUGGAGUCUCCUGAGAUCAGAAAGCUCCUGACCGGCAAGGGCUCCCAGCCACUCAAGGCCAUCACGAUGCUCAAGAAGCUUUGCAACCACCCGGCGCUGCUCGGUACCGAGGACUUCAACAAGUCUUUGUUCCCGCCCAAAUUUGACUUCAACUCGUGCCAGUCCGAGUUCUCGGGCAAGAUGUUCCUGCUCGAGAAAAUGCUCCAUAAGAUCAAGACGACCACCAGCGACAAGAUUGUAUUGAUCAGCAACUACACUCAAACGCUCGACCUGUUCGAUAAGAUGUGUCGGGCCCGGCACUGGGGCUGUCUGCGACUCGACGGCACCAUGACCAUCCAGAAGCGACAGAAGCUCGUCGACCAGUUCAAUGACCCAACGAGCCCGCAGUUUGUCUUUCUGCUCAGCAGCAAGGCUGGUGGAUGCGGUUUGAACUUGAUCGGCGCAAACCGGCUGGUUCUGUUUGAUCCUGACUGGAACCCUGCCAACGACGGACAAGCGCUGGCCCGUGUCUGGCGUGAUGGUCAGAAGAAAAUGUGCUUUAUCUAUCGCUUCAUUGCGACGGGCUCUAUCGAAGAAAAGAUCUUCCAACGCCAGGCACACAAGCAGUCGCUGAGUAGCUGUGUCGUCGACGAAGCUGCUGAUGUCGAGCGCCACUUUUCUCAAGAGGCGCUGCGACAGCUGUUCCAGCUGAACGAAACCACGCUGUCGGACACACACGACACUUUCAAGUGCAAGCGAUGCAUCAAGAACCGACAGGUCGUCAAACCUCCCGAAGGCACCAUCAACACCGGUGCCACUGCGGCUGACACGAGCACCUGGAGCCAUCUCAGCCAGUUUGAUCUUCCAAAGGCCGCCGACACACUGCUCAAAGAGUGUGCCCACGAUCUGGUCACAUAUAUUUUCCAAAACAAGUCGCACGACCAGCAGAUUGUCAAGACGAAGUAGUGGUUGCUCUGGCAUUCAUGCCCAAUGGCGCUGCUCUCCUGCUCGCCACAGCCAGUGCACGACAGAAACGGGAUAUGGCUCCCAACAGAAACCAAGGACUACCACUCCCGAUGUGUGUGGGCUGCACGAUCGCGACCAAGCGACUGUUUCUUGCCGUUGUUGGCAUUCAAAGUUUUGUUACUUUAUGGAGUGUUGUCUGGGUAUUGCUGGCGUGCCCCUCUGCGGCGAUCGAUCAGCACCCCGAGGCCAUGUUGCGCGUAGCAUUGAAAUGGCACAGAUAGAUGGUGAUUUUGGACACUCGGACAAUGCAUCCCGGUCAUAGCGUCGCAUCUGCCUCGCCGGCGGGCCGGUGCCUCCUCGAGGCCAGCCCAGCGCCCUGCAUCCCCUGGGUUCUGUCUCAUGGC
Polychytrium aggregatum is the source of this 3034-nucleotide messenger RNA. RefSeq names its product P-loop containing nucleoside triphosphate hydrolase protein. The record is from RefSeq and is a predicted model, not a curated record. Gene Ontology annotation, biological process: double-strand break repair via synthesis-dependent strand annealing; reciprocal meiotic recombination. Gene Ontology annotation, cellular component: nucleus. NCBI's taxonomy places the organism in Eukaryota, Fungi, Chytridiomycota, Chytridiomycetes, Polychytriales. Gene Ontology annotation, molecular function: hydrolase activity, acting on acid anhydrides; ATP-dependent chromatin remodeler activity; ATP binding. The transcript is spliced from 13 exons. The coding region runs from base 171 to 2630 and encodes 819 amino acids.